UAUGUACAACAAUAACAAAUUGGACAAGGUAUCAGUCUCACUAAACCCCUAAUUUCUACCGAUUCUGCCACUGAAAGCUGACCCUCGCCUAUGGCAGUACAGUGGGGGACCUGGCUCUCAGUAGAGCGUGCGGGGUAGGGGCCGGAGAACCACUCCUCUACUGCUGGACACCGAGGGCGCUGAUCCACGUGAGCGAAUGACUGGAGGAGACUCGGCAUUGGAAAGAAGAACAGUUGCAAGAUGCUUUUUCUUAAAUGGAUUUACUUAGGUUUUGGCCUCAUCACUUCGUCUCAUGUUUGUAUGUCUGCUGGUGAAAUAUACACUUCGCUACUGAACGUAAAAGAGGCGAUCGCUAUUGAACGGACACUGAUAGAUACUCUGGGAACGUACAUUGACCACGAACUGGAAAGACUUGAGGACCUUAAACGGUAUUAUGUCCGAUGUUGUCAAUUUCCGCCGCUUCCCUGGUUUCCUGCCCAUUAUGAGGCCAAUGGAAGAGCCCACAUUUCCCUCAGAGAGAGUGUGAGAUGUGUGCUUGUAUUCGAUCCUGCAAUGGUAUGGUGCCCUGUGGUUCUUUCAUCCUCGUCGACAACUGGUACAGACACCGGCUCCACAUGAUAAAUUCCACUCUAGGGUGUCUGACCUGCACAACGCCGUUUACAACGGAUCCACCACGGCCAUGGCUAACCCCCUGAUCGCAUUCACUCUGAUCAAGCGCUUACAGUCUGAGUGGGCCAACCUGGUCUACAGCAACGAAGCCUCCGAGAACACACAAGCCCUGAGGUCCGGUUUCAAGGCGCUGGAGGCCAGCCUGCCCAAGAUGGAGGACCUGCAGGGGGCUGCUAAGGCCCUGAUGCGGCUCCAGGAUGUUUACGCUCUCCAGGUGGGGAGCCUGACCCGGGGUCGCUUCCAGAGAGCUGCACGGGGCGACCCCGUGGACAUCUAUCGGCCCGCAGUCUCCGUCCCUCUCUCUGGCGACGACUGCUUCCUGGUUGGAAAGGUGGCCUACGAACUGGGGGAUUUCUACCACUCGGUGCCGUGGCUGGAGGAGUCGGUGCGUCUCUUCAGGGGGUCCGGAGGGGAGUGGAGGCCGGAGAACCAAGGCACACUGGAGGACGCCUUGGACCAUCUGGCCUUCUCACACUUUAAAGAGGGAAAUGUGUCCUACGCACUGAGUCUGUCUCAGGAGUUGCUCCACCGUGAUCCAAUGAAUGGACGCGUUCUGCAGAAUGUGGAGAAAUAUGAGACGCUGCUUGUCCAGAGCACAUCCCUGCCCGUCAGCCAGGGUGUUGGAAUGAGGAGGCCCAACUCCACCGCCCUGAGAACCAGGAACACGUACGAACGGCUCUGCCAGACGCGAGGCUCGCAGCCCAAGCAUUAUGAAAACCAAAGACUGUUCUGUGACUAUUUCACCAAUGGGGAUCCUGUACUACUGCUGCAGCCAAUAAGACGUGAGGUUCAAAGCCUGCAGCCCUAUGUGGUUCUUUAUCACAACUUCAUCACAGACAAGGAGGCAGAGGACAUCAAGACGCUGUCCCAGCAAGGGCUGAGAAGAUCGGUUGUGGCAUCUGGGGAGAAACAAGAAACAGCCGACUAUCGCAUCAGCAAGAGCGCUUGGCUGAAAGACUCUGCCAGUGUCCUCAUGGGUCAGAUGGACAGACGCAUCGCGCGGCUCACCGGCCUGAACGUGCGCACCCCUUACGGAGAGUACCUCCAGGUGGUCAACUAUGGGAUCGGUGGCCACUAUGAACCGCAUUUCGACCACGCUACGUCUGCUUCAAGCCCUGUGUUCAAACUCAAAACUGGAAAUCGAGUGGCAACAUUUAUGAUUUAUCUCAGUUCAGUAGAGGCCGGUGGCUCCACGGCCUUCAUCUACGCCAACUUCAGUGUUCCGGUGGUGAAGAACGCUGCCCUCUUCUGGUGGAACCUCCACAGGAACGGUCGAGGGGACGAGGACACACUGCAUGCAGGCUGCCCUGUGCUGGUUGGGGACAAAUGGGUCGCCAACAAGUGGAUCCACGAGCACGGCCAGGAGUUCCGGCGCCGCUGUGCUCUCGACCCAGAAGAGUGAGCGCGAGGGGGAGGAGAGAGAGAGAGCGACAGGCCCACUCGGGGCACGAGAGCCCCUCCUCAUCCUGGGACAGAGAGGCAGGCUGCCCAAGCGGCGAAGGAAGGAAGGGGCGGUAGAGGGUUAAACUGGCAUUCUGCAUCUGCUGAAAGAGGCCCCUGGGAGCCUGGAGAUGGCCCUCCUGGA
Messenger RNA from Gadus macrocephalus (Pacific cod), 2254 nucleotides. RefSeq names its product prolyl 4-hydroxylase, alpha polypeptide III (gene p4ha3). Gene Ontology annotation, biological process: peptidyl-proline hydroxylation to 4-hydroxy-L-proline. The transcript is spliced from 14 exons. Gene Ontology annotation, molecular function: protein binding; L-ascorbic acid binding; iron ion binding. The coding region runs from base 680 to 2071 and encodes 463 amino acids. Lineage: Eukaryota; Metazoa; Chordata; Actinopteri; Gadiformes; Gadidae. Gene Ontology annotation, cellular component: endoplasmic reticulum. The record is from RefSeq and is a predicted model, not a curated record.